Messenger RNA from Heterobasidion irregulare TC 32-1, 333 nucleotides. RefSeq lists its product as uncharacterized. Bases 1 to 333 code for a protein of 110 amino acids. The transcript has a single exon. The record is from RefSeq and is a predicted model, not a curated record. NCBI's taxonomy places the organism in Eukaryota, Fungi, Basidiomycota, Agaricomycetes, Russulales, Bondarzewiaceae.
AUGAAAUCACAUGGUGCACCAUCACUCCGAAUCAAGACAAUAUUAAUAGGCAAGAAUCGAAAAGCUGCUACUCAAGCUCUCGUAGAUAGUGGAGCAACAGGAAUAUUCAUGCACCCCAGAUUCGUGGAAACGCAUAGAAUAAAAACCCGGAAAACCCCAGCCCCCAUCCCAGUCAACACGGUCCAAAAUACAGAAUUUAAAGGAGGACCAAUCACAAAAUUCGCAGAACUAAAACUACAAGUUCUAGGCGAACAAGGGGGAACACACACCGAAUCGGCAAAAUUCUAUAUAGCCGAAAUCGGGAAAGAAGAUGUCAUCUUGGGAACCGACUAG